This is a messenger RNA of Heterobasidion irregulare TC 32-1, 1014 nucleotides long. RefSeq names its product quinone oxidoreductase 5 (gene qor5). NCBI's taxonomy places the organism in Eukaryota, Fungi, Basidiomycota, Agaricomycetes, Russulales, Bondarzewiaceae. The record is from RefSeq and is a predicted model, not a curated record. The transcript has 9 exons. Gene Ontology annotation, molecular function: oxidoreductase activity. Bases 1 to 1014 code for a protein of 337 amino acids.
AUGUCGAUGCGUGCGGUGCUCAUUCGGGAUGGCCAGGGGCCUGUAGAGAAUCUUUACCUCGGUGAGGUACCCAAACCCUCCCCGGGUGCGGGUCAAGUGCUCGUGAAGAUCAGAGCGUUCGGUCUCAAUCGCAUGGACAUCAGCCAGCGUGAGGGAAAGUACCCGCCGCCGAAGGGAGCAUCUAUGAUCCUCGGUGUAGAAUUCUCUGGACAUAUCGUGGGGCUUGGAAAAGAUGUGAUGGAAUGGAAAGAGGGCGACGAGGUGCUCGGGCUUGCUGGUGGGGGAGCAUACGCGGAGUAUAUCGUCGUUCAGCAGACGCACAUUGCGAAGAAACCAAACCACCUUUCAUGGGCAGAAGCAGCCAGCAUUCCGGAAAACUUCCUCACUGCGUUCCAAGCUCUAGUGUUGGUCGCAGAGUUACAUAGCAAAGACGAUGUGUUAAUACAUGCCGGUGCUUCAGGCGUGGGCGUUGCUGCAAUCCAGCUGUCACGCUUCUUUGGCGCCACCACCGUGACGGCGACGGCGUCAACAAAGGAGAAAUUGGACUGGCUCUUAUCUCUGCCUGCCGGCGCCACGCACGUAGCGAACUACAAGACACAGGAUUUUGCCGAAAUUGCGAAGACCGUCACUGCGGGGAAAGGCGUGGAUGUCAUCGUUGACAUGGUGGGACAAAGUCAUUGGUCGCGUAAUAUUGAGGCACUUGCCACCGACGGGCGCAUGACGUUAUUGGCUAUGCUGAGUGGACCUGUGGUUGAGCAAGCCAACCUCGGACCGAUUCUGUACAAGCGCUUGAAAAUACAGGGCUCUACGCUUCGCUCCCGCUCAAGCGCUUACCAGGCAGAUCUCAUCACUAGAUUUAAACGCGAGGUUCUUGAUCACAUCACGGGCAGCCAAGACAGGGGGGCCAUCAGGACAUAUAUUCACAGGGUGUACCCAUGGACUGCCAUCCAAGAGGCUACCAAAGAGAUGGAAGCCGAUAAGAAUAGUGGCAAGAUAAUCGUCGAGGUCGUCUAG